CUCUUACUUUAACAGUCUGUUGACCUGUGCAGCGAGAUGCCAGAAUGUAACUACUACUCCUUCAGUCCGAAAUUCACAACUGCUUGUUACCAGGAAAAAAAGAAAAAAAGAAGACAAACUCACAAAUGCUUAUAUCACUUAUUCGCGCCCAUAUAAAUCGUCAAGUUUUUAUCUUCCUCUACAAUAUCUUUAUUCUAAUUAGCAAAAAAAUUCAAUCGUUAUUUCCUUUUCCAUCUAUGUCCCAAUCCAAUGAACUCCAACACCAAUCUUCACCAGUUGAUCCAACUCCAUUUGAUCCAUUAGAACCGUCAACUCCAAUCUCAUACCCAAUCAAAACCCUCCACGAACUUGAGUCUAGAGCUUACUUUGAAUCAUUUCACUACCCAUUUAAUAAAUCUUCUGUUUCCCUUGAUAGCUCAGACGUUUUCUUGCCUAAUAGGCCUAGGCUUCUUGUUUGCCAUGAUAUGCAAGGUGGUUAUGGUGAUGAUAGGUGGAUUCAGGGAGGGAAUAAGUCUGAUGCUUAUGCUAUUUGGCAUUGGUAUUUGAUUGAUGUUUUUGUUUACUUCUCUCAUUCUUUGGUUAAUUUGCCUCCUCCUUGUUGGACCAAUACAGCUCAUAGACAUGGUGUCAAGGUGUUAGGAACGUUCCUCACAGAAUGGGAGGAAGGGAGACUUGCGUGCAAUAAAUUGCUUGAAACGGAGGAGUCUGCUCGAAUGUAUGCUGAGAGGUUGGCUGAGCUUGCUAUUGCUUUAGGCUUUGAUGGAUGGCUGAUCAAUAUGGAGAUUAAUUUGGAUAUGGAGAAAAUUCCUAAUUUAAAGGAAUUUGUCAGUCACCUAACCAAGACUAUGCAUUUCUCAUUGCCUGGAUCUUUAGUAAUUUGGUAUGAUGCUAUCACAAUCCAUGGAGAACUUAAGUGGCAAGACCAACUAAAUGAAAACAAUAAAGCUUUUUUUGAUAUAUGUGAUGGCAUAUUUGUAAACUAUACAUGGAAGAGAAACUAUCCAAAACUGUCAGCUGAUGUUGCUGCCGGUAGAAAGUUUGAUGUCUACAUGGGAAUAGAUGUAUUUGGAAGGAAUACUUAUGGCGGGGGACAAUGGAACGUAAAUGCUGCACUUGAGGUGAUAAAGAAUGAUAAUGUUUCUGCCGCCAUAUUUGCCCCUGGCUGGGUCUACGAGACUAAGCAACCGCCUGAUUUUUGGACUGCUCAAAAUCGUUGGUGGACCCUUGUUGAACAAUCAUGGGGAAUAAUGAAGAAUUAUCCUAAAAUACUACCAUUCUAUUCAAACUUUGAUCAGGGUUAUGGCUAUCACAUUUCAGUUGAGGACGGCCAAGUGACUGAAGUUCCUUGGAACAACUUGUCUUGCCAAGGAUUUCAGCCUUUCCUUGAGUUCAUUGAUGGUCCAACUCCUGAACCUAUUCAAGUCCUUGUGGAUGUCAAAGAAGCAUCUUACACUGGAGGUGGAAACAUUACAUUUAGAGGAUUACUUGAAGAAGAUGGUCAUUUUGCUAAAAGGCUCUUUCAGGGAGAGCUGGUUAUGGGCAAUAAACCUAUUCAAAUUAUAUAUUCUGUUAAAUCAGAGGGCGACUCACUACUGGGCCUUUCUUUUCAGUUCUCAUCUAACAAGAAUGAGAAGACAUCAAUACUUAUGGCAUCUUGGGAUCUGAGUCAUUUCUCUGGAAAAUUCAGAAAAGUGAUCAUGACACAUCAAAUAAGAAAACCAGAAAUGGAUCCGGGAUGGGUUGUGCAUGAGGGUAGUAUUGCAAUGAAUGAUCAGAUACUAACAGAGAUUCAUGCUGUAUGCUACCGGCGGAAGCCUGAGCAGAGUAAAUUGAGAACAGAAUACAAAGCAGAUGGCCAAGAUGACUCAUUAGUUAGCAGUCCUGCAGGGUAUUUUGCAGUGCUUGGACACAUUGCAAUUCAAAAUUCUGAAAGGAAGUCAUGUUUCUUUCCAUCCAGUUCAUGGCUGGUUGAAGGUCAAAAUAUCAAAUUUAGUUCAGAUUCUCAGGGAUCCAAAUUUGUUAGUGUGAAAAUCAUUUGGCAACUGAAAGAUGGAGAUCAUUGUGUGUUCUCACAUUACAAUAUCUAUGUUGAGAAACUGGAAAAACAAGUUGAAGUUGAAGGAAACACAAAUAAACGAGUUAAAGGCGCAUGCAAGUAUCUUGGAGUGGCACAAGUUACAGCAUUUUAUGUUUCUGAUCUUUCUGUUCCUUCCACUACUUACAGGCUCAAAUUCAUCAUACAAGUGUGUGAUUUUAAUGGGGAUUGCCAAAAGCUGAAUGAUUCUCCAUCUUUCCAACUCGAUAUUGAAGGUGAGUAAAUUUUAUUGCUUCUACUAUUCUAAAUUAUUACUUUAUGAGAAAGUGUUGAUAGCAUUGCUAAUGUUGUACCAUGACCAAUAAAUAAUAUUCUGCUUAUAUGCUGUCAAAAGAUAUGCUUCGUGAAGUCCUGAAUGGAAUCAAAUGUGUUUCAUGACCAUGCACUGUAAUGCAGGAAACAUGAUUUAUUUGGAUGAUUUUCUA
This is a messenger RNA of Ricinus communis (castor bean), 2520 nucleotides long. Its product is annotated as cytosolic endo-beta-N-acetylglucosaminidase 1. Gene Ontology annotation, cellular component: cytoplasm. Bases 126 to 2318 code for a protein of 730 amino acids. The record is from RefSeq and is a predicted model, not a curated record. Gene Ontology annotation, biological process: protein deglycosylation. Gene Ontology annotation, molecular function: mannosyl-glycoprotein endo-beta-N-acetylglucosaminidase activity. The transcript has 11 exons. NCBI's taxonomy places the organism in Eukaryota, Viridiplantae, Streptophyta, Magnoliopsida, Malpighiales, Euphorbiaceae.